This is a messenger RNA of Trichomonas vaginalis G3, 348 nucleotides long. RefSeq lists its product as uncharacterized. Bases 1 to 348 code for a protein of 115 amino acids. The transcript has a single exon. The record is from RefSeq and is a predicted model, not a curated record. Lineage: Eukaryota; Parabasalia; Trichomonadida; Trichomonadidae.
AUGAAAUCUGUUCCAUACGUAUGUUAUGGUAAUUGUUUGUACAUUGAGUCUAAAAUAGCUAAUGUCACAGGUAUUUCAGGAGUUAAUAGUAAAGGUUCAGUAGAAUAUAAAUCCUUCUGUUAUGCAGUCAAUUCAAUGUUCAUUCCAAACGUUCCUGUCAUAGCAACUCAUUUAGGUAAAUGGGUUCGCAUUAGUCCUCAUAAUUUGAAAGACAUGCAAUUCAGACUAGUUGACUUUCAGGGCGAGCCUGUAGAACUGAAGGCACCAGUGCGAAUGACUGUUGAAGUUGACUUUUUAGAAAAUAUUAAAUGCAACAGCUUACAAGAGAACUCAGAGCUAAAAAUAUAA